Molecule: messenger RNA, 708 nt
Organism: Prunus armeniaca (apricot)
Lineage: Eukaryota; Viridiplantae; Streptophyta; Magnoliopsida; Rosales; Rosaceae
Source: the annotation of a GenBank genome assembly
AUGGAAUGGAGGAAAUGCUACUUGGAUGUAAUUCUUGUACCACUAGGGUUUCUGAUAACUGCUUCUUAUCAUGCUUGGUUAUGGUAUAAGGUUCGGAAUGAGCCAGAGUCUACCAUCAUCGGCAUAAACACCAAUGGACGACGAUUUUGGGUCUCCGCAAUGAUGAAGGACAAUGAAAAGAAAAAUAUCUUGGCCGUCCAAACGCUUCGGAACACAAUCAUGGGGUCAACCCUAAUGGCCACCACCUCAAUCCUUCUAUGCUGUGGCAUAGCAGCAGUGAUAAGCAGCACAUACAGUGUGAAGAAACCGCUCAACGACGCCGUUUACGGGGCUCACGGAGAAUUCAUGGUGGCUCUAAAAUACGUGACCCUACUCACACUCUUUCUCUUCGCAUUCAUGUGCCACUCACUUUCAAUCAGGUUCAUAAACCAAGUGAACAUCCUAAUCAACAGUCCACAAGACCCCAUGUCCUUGGUCACCGCAGAUUACGUGUCUGAGCUUUUGGAGAAGGGUUAUUUGUUGAACACUGUGGGGAACAGGUUGUUCUACGCAGCUCUGCCUCUUCUGCUUUGGAUCUUCGGGCCAGUUUUGGUGUUUUUGUGUUCUGCCACAAUGGUGCCUGUGCUUUACAACUUGGACUUUGUGUUUAAUUGUACUGAGAAGAGGAAAAUAGAUACUGGUAGUGAAAAUAGGGCCGAGUUUGUAUGA